Molecule: messenger RNA, 1257 nt
Organism: Cucurbita pepo subsp. pepo (vegetable marrow)
Lineage: Eukaryota; Viridiplantae; Streptophyta; Magnoliopsida; Cucurbitales; Cucurbitaceae
Product: transcription factor MYB1R1
Biological process (GO): response to ethylene; response to gibberellin
Molecular function (GO): DNA binding
Source: RefSeq, a predicted model, not a curated record
GAACCAAAAUCUUCACCGCACCACUCGUCUUUGAUACCGUGGUUUAAGUUCGGUGGGUUUUGUUCUUUUCGCCCUUUUUCUUCUCAACAUUGUACGGAUUUGAUGCCGACGACGGAGGCCGGAGACGUCGAGAUGGAUGCCGCCGGCGUCACCAAGGAGAUCAUGUUGUUUGGAGUGAGAGUCGUGGUGGAUCCGAUGAGGAAGAGCGUCAGUAUGAACAACCUCUCUCAGUAUGAGCAUCCUCCUUCUGAGGCCUCCAAUGAAGACAACGGCCGCAACACUAAGAGUAAUGUCUCUGCAGCUGCUGGUUACGCUUCUGCGGACGAUGCCGUUCCUAAUUCCGGUGGGAUUCGCGAGCGCGAACGCAAGCGAGGAGUACCGUGGACGGAGGAAGAGCACAAACUUUUCUUGCAGGGAUUGCAGAAAGUGGGGAAAGGAGACUGGAGAGGAAUCUCGAGGAAUUUUGUUAAGACUCGAACCCCAACUCAGGUUGCUAGCCACGCGCAGAAAUACUUCCUGCGCCGAAGCAACCUCAAUCGUCGCCGCCGUAGAUCCAGCCUCUUCGAUAUCACCACGGAUUCGGUAAAGGUGGCUGCUGAGGAAGAGCAAAUUCAACUUCAAGACAAUUCCUCCCAAUUCCAAUACUUGUUGCCACCUCCACCUCCACCACCUGAAACUGGCAACGUAAAUGGAUAUCAUCCUGUGAUGCCAACUUUUCCUUUGCCUGUUUGCCCUGCAAUUUUACCUGUACCAAUUCCUAUGGACAACCUCCCACUCAGGCAUGAUAACCUGGAGAAUGAUACAUCAUCAACUGCUGAAGUUAUGCCGCUCAAUCCAACCACACCUGAGCUUAACUUGAAUUCUGGAGCUCUUUCUCUUAACCUCGACUCGACCACUUCAUUGACGAAACACCCUGCUUUCCAAGGAAUUUCAAGUAUGAGCAGCGGGGAUAACAUUAUCAGUGUUGCUUAGAAUCACUUUGUUGGCUUGAAUGGUAUGUUGUAUUGAUGAGGAAGGCAAAGCGAUAGGCGACUAACUAAAGUUGUUUGUUGUAGUUGUACAUCCCCACCUUUGGAUUCUUCAUUUGACGUUUGUUUGUAUAACUGAACCUAACAAGCAGUCUCAGCUCACUGCUGCUUAAUGAUAAGACUAAGACUACUACGACGACUCGGUUUCUUCGGUAUCUAUGUAUGUGUAGGCUUCCUGUAUUUUGGAUUUGAGUAAGAGAAAGAUAUGAAGUUUCCUCAUAUUUCUGUC